Messenger RNA from Microthlaspi erraticum, 1029 nucleotides. The record is from the annotation of a GenBank genome assembly. Lineage: Eukaryota; Viridiplantae; Streptophyta; Magnoliopsida; Brassicales; Brassicaceae.
AUGUCGUCUCCGCCGCGUAGAUCUUCCCAGACGUCGGAAUCGACUCAAGUUCAAUCGCUUCCUUAUGAUUUGCUAAUAAGCAGCGUCGCACGCAUUCCUAGAGUACACCACCCGGCUCUUUCCUUCGUCUCCAAGAGCUUCCAAUCUCUCCUCGCUUCGCCGGAGAUUUACGAGACCCGGUCCCUGAUAGGCCGCACUGAGAGCUGUCUGUACGUGUGCUUAAAGGUACCUCCUUGCCACUCUCGCUGGUUCACUCUCUGCCGGAAGCCUAAUCGAACCAUAGCCAAUGAGAAAUCAAGUGGCCAUCUUUUGGUCCCAGUAGCUCAUUCGCAAGGUGUGGUCGCAGUUGGUUCUAGUAUCUACGCCAUUGGAGGACCAAGCUAUUAUUCGCCUUCUACAAGCGUCUGGGUUUUAGACUGCCAUUGUCAUGUUUGGCGUAAAGGUCCAAGCAUGUUGGUGAAGCGGCGUGGCCCUGCAGCAAAUGUCGUUGAUGGAAAGAUAUAUGUUGCAGGAGGGUGCGAAGAGAUCAAUUCCUCAAAUUGGAUGGAAGUUUUCGAUCCAAAAACUCAAACUUGGGAGCUUGUUGCAGACGGUGUGGCUUACAAGCCAAAAGAAGAUAGACGGGAAGCGAUAGGCAGGAGGAGUCUUUUGGAUAGAGGAUGGUCAGGUUGUUCGGAUUGCGUGAUCGAUAACGUACCAUGUUGUUUUGGGGGUUCAGAUAUCAGAUGGUACAGCACUAAGAGACAAGUUUGGAUGAAUAUGAAGGGCUUGAUAGGGUUGCCUAAGUUAGAUAGUACUUAUGGUCCUGUUAGAAUGGUGGAUUACGGUGGGAAGUUGGCUGUUUUCUGGACCAGUAGUCUCCGUGCUAGUGGAUAUGGAUAUAAGGAGAAGACGAUUUGGUGUGCGGUGAUUGCGCUUGAAAGACGCAACGGUGGUCAGGAGAUUUGGGGAACGGUCGAGUGGACUGAUCCUGUUCAUACGAUCCCUGCCGCUUAUAAUAUCGUGUCUGCUCUUGCUGCUACUGUUUGA